AGGCGCCAAGGCUCCAACAAAGUGAUGCAGCCAAUAAACUGCUUUUACCUUUGCCUCUUCUUUGCUUCCUCCGCUACUUUCACUGUCACAGUUCUAUCCUACUCUGUCUCCUCCUCAAACGCAGAGAGUCCCCCUCUUCUCUCUCUACGAUCCAAACCCAAACUCGCCCUUUUCUUUUGUUUCUUUGUCAAUUCCAAUGUUGAUAUUUUCCCCAUCUCCUUCUCCUACCCAUCAAUUCUAACGCUACACAAGAAACGUUUUUGCUAUUUGGGUACCCUUCAAGUUUGGUGCUUUUGGCCGAGCAAUCAAGCAAAACUUUUGUUUCCUUUCUAAUAUUUGAUUUCAAGUGCAUGGCUCUUCACCCGACUGCCUUCUACUUUGGUGGUGUGGCUUUUAAUUCUCGUAAUUCCGUUACUUUCAGACGUGGGAAUGUUAGAGCCUCUGGUUUCUCUUCUCUUCCUCUCGUUUCCAUUCCGCUAUCCAGUUUGCAAUGUAAAGCAUUUUCAGGUGAUGGGUUAAAUGAAACAAAAGACUCCUCCCUGGUGGUUUGUUUUGGGGAAAUGUUGAUUGAUUUUGUUCCAACCACCAAUGGGCUUUCAUUGGCUGAAGCAUCUGCAUUUAAAAAGGCUCCGGGAGGUGCACCAGCAAAUGUUGCGGUUGGUAUUGCUCGUCUUGGUGGCACCUCAGCUUUUAUCGGAAAGGUUGGUGAAGAUGAAUUUGGAUACAUGCUUGCCAAUAUUUUAGAGGAGAAUAAUGUGAACAAUGAAGGGAUGCGUUUUGAUCCUGGUGCACGAACUGCUUUAGCAUUUGUUACAUUGAAAAAUGAUGGAGAACGUGAAUUCAUGUUUUACCGUAAUCCAAGUGCUGAUAUGUUGCUUCAAGAAGAUGAACUUGAUUUUAAUUUGAUUAGGAAGGCAAAAAUAUUUCAUUAUGGCUCUAUAAGUCUUAUAACAGAACCAUGCAAGUCAGCUCACAUUGCAGCAGCAAAAGCAGCAAAGGAUGCUGGUGUCCUCCUGUCCUAUGAUCCUAACCUGAGGCUUCCACUGUGGUCAUCUGCUGAUAGUGCAAGAGAAGGCAUUCUGAGCAUUUGGGAACUUGCUGAUAUUAUCAAGAUAAGUGAAGAAGAGAUAUCUUUCUUAACUAAAGGGGAGGAUCCAUAUGAUGAUGCUGUUGUUAGGAAACUAUUCCAUCCAAAUCUUAAAAUGCUUCUUGUCACUGAGGGUGCAGAUGGUUGCAGGUAUUACACCAAAGAGUUCAAUGGGAGAGUCAGGGGCUUAAAGGUUGAUGCAGUGGAUACUACGGGUGCUGGGGAUGCUUUUGUGGCAGGAAUAUUAUCACAGCUAGCUGAGGAUCUGUCCUUGCUUCAGAAUGAGCACCGAUUAAGAGAUGCUCUUGCGUUUGCUAAUGCUUGCGGUGCAUUGACUGUGACGGAGAGAGGUGCAAUUCCAGCUUUGCCAACCAGAGAAGUUGUGCAGAAUGCCAUCCUGAAGUUUGUAGCAUAGGGUUUACACAAGAUGUCUACAACCCAGACUUAAUGCCAAUUCUUUGGAUUAGUGAAUGGUGAUAAUGCUAGUGCUGGAUGCCAGCAUAGAAUCUAAUUUUCUUAAAUAAUUCAAACAUUUGCUAGUCUGUUCAUGCUGCUGCAAGUUUUUCCAUAAUUUAUUGAGUUCAAUUAUUUUGAUU
Molecule: messenger RNA, 1683 nt
Organism: Hevea brasiliensis (rubber tree)
Lineage: Eukaryota; Viridiplantae; Streptophyta; Magnoliopsida; Malpighiales; Euphorbiaceae
Product: probable fructokinase-6, chloroplastic
Exons: 7
Coding region: 351-1502 (383 amino acids)
Biological process (GO): fructose metabolic process
Cellular component (GO): cytosol; chloroplast stroma
Molecular function (GO): fructokinase activity
Source: RefSeq, a predicted model, not a curated record